CCAAGAAGCGCUCGUUAUCGCAAUGGCUCUGGUUCGUGUGAGUUGCAUGCUGGCCCUUUUGCUGAUUGCCGGCCAAGGCCAGGCGGCGCCCGUCAAGGCCCAAGGUCGCACCUUGGGCCUUCUGGGCGGUGGAUUUGGCGGCAGUGUGGGCCUUAGUGCCGGCAUCGGAGUGGGUGGUGGCCUGUAUAGCGGAUUCGGAGGCGGUGGCUAUCCCAGUGGCUACCCAGGCGGCUAUGGUGGUGGCUACUCAGGCUACCCCGGAUACGGCAGCGGUGGCUUCGGAGGCGGCUACUAUCCAGGAGGAGGUUACUCCGGUUUCGGACACAGGCCUCACCACCACGGAGGAUACUACCCGGGCGGUGGAUCUUACUACAAUCAGGGCGGAUCCUAUGGCGGCCAUUAUAGUCAGUCGCAGUACUCCAAUGGAUAUUACGGAGGCGGUGGUUAUGGAGGCGGUGGCUAUGGAGGCAAUGGCUUCUUUGGAAAGUAAAGAUGCCAGAUCUUACCGCCGAAAUAGUAAAGUACUUGUGAUGGACACUUUGUAAUUUGUAAAUAAACGAAGACACAUAACCAGA
Drosophila santomea is the source of this 575-nucleotide messenger RNA. It is a transcript of the gene Edg91, whose product is annotated as pupal cuticle protein Edg-91. The record is from RefSeq and is a predicted model, not a curated record. The transcript has 2 exons. Bases 23 to 490 code for a protein of 155 amino acids. Lineage: Eukaryota; Metazoa; Arthropoda; Insecta; Diptera; Drosophilidae.